UGCACCCCGGACCGCGCUGAGUUGUGUCUCUGUGUGAAGUCAGAGGGGACGGACCGAACCUACAAACCCUUCUCACCCUCUGGUUGUUUGUCCGGGACCACUUUCAAAACAAGCAGUGACAUGGAGGUCAGCACUGAGGCCAAGAGGAUCAUGGUCGUGGCUUUGGGGAAACUGUACAGCUCCCGCACCCAGCGAGGGGGUCUCCGUCUCCACCGGAGCCUCCUGCUGACUCUGGUGAUGAAAUCCGCCCGGGACAUGUACCAUGCGGCCCAGACGACGGCAGAGACCGAAACAACAGCAUGGGAACCGCAAAACUCCGCUGUCGAGACCACCACGGAGCCCGCCACCGGAGAGCCCGGGACUUUACCCCGAGAGGAGGCCGCGUGCUCCCCGUCAGAGCCGCUCAGCGGCGCAGAGAACAAGGAGAACCGGUGCCCGGGCAGCCCGCCUCAGCACUCGAGGAAAAGACGGGGCAAAGCGGCCGUGGAGCCGGACUUUCUGCCCUGCAAGAAGGCAAAACUUGAGCAGGCGAAUUCCCCUCAACAGCUCAUAGUGAGCGCCGUGCUGAUGGACUAUGUGAACUGCAGCAGUGAACUGGGAGCCCCUCCAGCCUCCAUGCCUCUACACAGAGCCAUUGCAGCGUGUUGAAACCCAGCGCUGGAUAAAGGGCGAUAAACUUUUUCGACACGGCCUGGGAGCCUGAACGCACCUCCAAACUGCCCCAAUCGAAGGGGGAUCUGGGAGUUAGACCCGGGACUGUGCUGUCCACAGGCCCCAAACACGACUCCGAACAAGCCUGGGCAUGUUUGAGGAGUGCGUCGUAGCCCCGGUGACUUUUGGCCUACAUGUUGGCUUCAGCUCAGGGACUGACUUCAGCCGGCCAGAGGCGGAACCUGAAGGGGUCGCUUCAUCUGGAUGAGCUGCUCUCGAGAACAUUUUACACACUGUUGUUUGUUUGAGAAGAUACGACUCAGCAGAUUGUGACAUUGUAUGUUUGUGUGAGACUGGGAGAUGAGAAAUGUUGUGAUGCAUUCAAGUGUAAAACAUCCAACGAAUACAACUACCUCAGUAUUUAUUAAACACUUUUUGUACUUUA
Molecule: messenger RNA, 1096 nt
Organism: Acanthopagrus latus (yellowfin seabream)
Lineage: Eukaryota; Metazoa; Chordata; Actinopteri; Spariformes; Sparidae
Gene: ier2a
Product: immediate early response 2a
Exons: 1
Coding region: 121-648 (175 amino acids)
Source: RefSeq, a predicted model, not a curated record